Molecule: messenger RNA, 1989 nt
Organism: Hippocampus zosterae (dwarf seahorse)
Lineage: Eukaryota; Metazoa; Chordata; Actinopteri; Syngnathiformes; Syngnathidae
Product: ankyrin-2-like
Exons: 13
Coding region: 342-1724 (460 amino acids)
Molecular function (GO): protein binding
Source: RefSeq, a predicted model, not a curated record
AACUUCUGCUAUGACAGAGAGAGGAAAGACAGACGUUGAUUUACUGUACUCAAAAGUUGAGUACUGUAAAUGAAAAAAAAUUAACACGCUUUGUUGGAUGGGUGGACCGUAGAUUUCUUGUGCCCAUGCACAGUCUGAGCUAUUGAUUUCGCGCCACUUGAUGGCGACAUUGUCCUCCUAGUGGUCAUCAUCGACACGCUCCCUUUGAUUUGCAGUUUGAUCUUCGGUGAAGGAGAAAUCCGAUCAUUUUUCAGGUUGCUCCAGAUCAGCAAGUAACUGAGGUCAAUCAUCUGACAAAUAUCACUGGCAUUUCUUCAAGUGGCCGACAUUCUGCAAGGAGCAUGACUACAAAAGCAAGAAAACUUCAAAUGACUGAAAAGAAAAGAGCUAGUGCUAGUAAGAAAAUCCUCCCGGCACCAAGUAAAUCUUUAACAGGCACAGCUUUGACACUCCGAGAUGUGAACCGGAGGAAUCGCUUUGGCGAAACUCUUCUCCAUAAUGCCGUACUUAAUGGUGGUAUUCAACUGCUGAAAGACAUUUUGAAGCUUAGACCAAAUGUCAACAUGACUGACCGUACAGGACGAACAGCCCUGCAUGAAGCUGCUCUCCGUAAUAAGUAUGAGGCUUGUCGUUGUCUGAUUAAAGCUGGCGCUCUGGUCAACUUUGCAACCCACAAGAAAGUUACAGCUUUGCAUGAGGCCAUCACAUUUGGCAAUAAAAGGAUAGUGGAGCUGCUCCUGAAACAUGGCGCAAAACCACCGCUGAAAACCAAGGAGAAAGAAACUGGCACUGCUGGAAAGCGUCCUCGUCAAGUCAAGGUGGCUAAAACAAAAUCUAAAAGCAACCCGCCUUUUGACAAUGGAGGAGAAAUAGUAGGAGAGAACACCAAACAACACGAAGAUGUGGGAACGGAAAUUGGUGGAGAUGUGCAGCUUGAAAAUGAAGAAGAUGUCCAACAUGGGGAUUAUCAACCAAAUCACAACAAGAUUGGAGCUUCACAAAAGAACCAGAAGAAGACAUUGACUACGGGGCCAAAUGUACAGAAGGAAACUCGGUCCAUAUUUGACCCGGUCAACAGUAUUUGUUGUACCAUUGGAGAAACAAGUGACAUCUGCGAUCAGGAACAUGAGACUUCUGAUGAUGACUCCAUAAGCCUGUUACAUGGUAUUGAGCCCAUCGAAAGCAGUGGGAUGAUAGCAGGCUUGGAAAAACAUUAUUUAGCUUUAGAAACCAUCACCAAGGAGCAGGAAAAUAGGAUGGAGCAAAGUCCACGAAGGACUCCUUCAGGGACGGAGCAGAAAAACGUGUCUGAGUGUGAAGCAGACAGUGGCUGGACAGCUCUUAAUGUGGAAGUGGUUGGUGAACCAUUGAAUGCUGAAGCCGAUGUUAAUGCUUCAAACCAUGAUGGUUUCAACCCCCUACAUGAUGUUGCAACAUCUGGACAUUACCAGGUGAUGUUCUCAGAAAAGAAUUUCUCUUACCCUCUCGAUAAGAGGGCUGAUUCCAGAUACUCUGAGAUGGCUGUCCAUCAUUACAGCACUCGUUCUACUCAGGAAACACUGACCACAGUGAGGAGCAGCCUGACUCAUAUCAUGAAAAUUAGGACAGUUCAUUUGGUGGCUGAUGAAGAACUGAUACCAAAUGCUAUACUUGACAGCUACUGGCAAAGGCUGUUGCAGGGUGAUCCACGAUUAGGAUGGAAAUCUCUCUCCACGGUCUUCUAAGAUUGAGUUUGAGGUGCGUCAUGUAAUAAGCAUGAAUUUUAAUGUGUUUUGUCACCUCAUGGUAUAAAUUUAUGCCACUGCUUUAGGUUUGACAUUUUGUCUCUUUCAUUCUUCAUCUAUUUUGUUAUCAGUUCUUUGAGGUAAUCCUAUUUGUUUUCACAGUUUAUUUGGAUCCUUUCAUGGAGUUAAAUAUGCUACAAAAAUAUUACAAACAGAAUGAUGCACUAAAAAGAAAUGUAUAGAAUAAAUAAAAAACUUUACUGAA